ACCUGGGCUCCGGGGAGCAAGGGCAGCUGCUGUGGGGAGCUGCUGUGGGGAGCAGGUGGGGAGCCAGCCCCCCGCACGCAUGGCACCCGGGCCCUGCCCUGCAGCCGCUGGCCUCCGCCCCGCGCGCCCUGCCUUGGAUGCUUGGGCUGGUGUCUGCUGGGGAACUGAUGCCUUCGGUCCAGACUCCCAGCUGAUGGCUCUGAUCUCCUUUGCUGCCCCUUCGACCCCCAGCCUGGGAUCCUUGGCCUCUCUACUGGGAGCUGGGAUGCUCGCUUUCCUCCUGGCAGAGUGUGCCAGCCACCUGCCAGUCACCUCGGAGUAUUUUCCCAUCACGUGUCUCUGCCUCACUGGGUCAUCGAGCUGUCUUAGUCUGUGAAAACUCCCCCGCUUCACCAGUAUCCUCCGGAGUGGCUGUCUCUUUGACUUUCUGGUCUUUACCCACCCUAUUCCUUGGCCACAUCGUAUUCAGACCUUGCUCUUGGCUGGUCCUGCGCCUUUGGAGGCUUCAAGAAGAGCGGACAGCUUCACAUGGAGGUACAGGCAGAGGUUGUCCUUGUUCAAUAGGAUACUGGCUGCGUUGGGAGCAAUUUGGGAGCCAUGGGCCGUCGGGUCAUCCAUGGUCUCUCUGGAGCUGCAGUCUUCCUUGUCAGCGUGGCUCUCCUCUCCGUGCGGCACCGUGGGGCUCAGGAAACAGUUCAGUACCCGAGGCUCAGGGAGGGGAUGUUGGAGAAGCCAGAGCAAUGGAGCAAAGUGAGCCCAGAGGGAGGAGGUGGCAGCGGGCAGAAGGUCCCACAAGUCCAUCCUCCAGAGGGAUACAGGACUGAGGAAAGCCUGACACUUGGGGACAUUUUCAUAGCUGUGAAGACAACCAAGAGAUUUCACCAGAGCAGGAUGGAGCUGCUCCUGGACACAUGGAUAUCCCGGGCCAGAGAGCAGACCUACGUCUUCACCGAUGAAGAAGAUGAUGCCCUGAAAAGGAGAAUGGGCAACCACGCGAUCUUCACCAACUGCUCUGCUGAGCACAGCCACCUGGCCCUCUCCUGCAAGAUGGCUGCUGAGUUCAAUGCAUUCAUGGCCAGCGACCAGAGCUGGUUUUGCCACAUGGAUGAUGACAACUACCUGAACUCUCAGGCCCUUCUGAAGCUCUUGUCCUCCUACUCUGCAAUGUGGGACAUUUACCUGGGGAAACCCAGCCUGAACCGACCCAUCCGGGCCUCCGAAACUCUGCCAAACAACCAGACGAAAUCUGUGCACUUCUGGUUUGCCACGGGAGGGGCUGGGUUCUGCAUCAGCCGCAAGCUGGCAAGCAAGAUGGUGCCGUGGGCCAGUGGCAGGAACUUCCUGAGCACUUCAGAGCUCAUCCGCCUGCCAGACGACUGUACCGUGGGUUACAUCGUUGAGUGCAAAGUUGGUGGGCAGCUGCUUCCCAGUGCACUCUUCCACUCCCACCUGGAGAACCUGCAGCUUAUCCCCCCCUCUCAGCUCAUGCACCAGGUCACCCUCAGCUACGGCGUCUUUGAGAACAAGCUCAAUGUUAUUGAACUCAAUGGCCCCUUCUCACCCCAAGAGGAUCCCUCAAGCAGGUUUCGAUCACUCCACUGCCAUCUCUAUCCCGACACCUCCUGGUGCCUGCAAGCUGUUGGCUGGUGAUGACUGAGCCUCAGCUACAGUGGGUCCUGGUGACAUUCAUUCACCUGGUGCAUUCAGGGAGUGGGACACAGAAGAAGCUUGGUGCUCCCAGUUUCCCCUUUUCUGUCAUAGUCUUGGGGCUGUGUGAUGGCUUUUUGGGUCUUCGCUGAAUACUGGUGACACAGGACAAGAGACAAGAUCUAUUCCAAAGAUGGAUAACAUGAGCUGGACACAUGGAUGAAUUUCCCAUCUGUGCUGGGAUUCAUGCAAGGGAUGAGAGAAAGUAUACUUUCCUUGAGCAGAUCAAUGACUGGGUAGCGACUGUUGGGCAUUUGGGUAGAGAUGGGGACCUGCUGCUGCUCCUUGCUGUGGGUUCAUCUUGCUGGACGAGAAGAGCCCUGGGUAUGGGCAACCAGUGCCCAGCUGACAACAGCUGAUGGUGUGUCUUGGCUCCAGCUGCUCUGAGCAAGCCCUCUUCCUCUAUAUCUGCCUGUGCUUUCCCCACCACCCACUUCUUCCCAGCCACAGGCCAUUGGCUGAGUCUCUGCUUAGUCAAGGUCUAUAGAAAUGGGAAAUGUGACCAUUUCUGUGCUGAACAAGUGCUGGAAACGCAUAGUCCUUGCUUGGCAAAGGGGAGAUGGGCAGGAAGUACAAAGAAUCAGGGAUUCCUACCUCUGAUGAGACAAAAGAGAAAGGGUGUGGGGUGGGGGAGCCAGAAGGAGAUUGACCGAGAUGAGGAUGGUUCCUGCACUGAACACUGGAGACUUGAUGUCAUAUGGCCCUGCAUUAUUCCUCUCUUUUUACCUUCUUGAUAUGGGGUCAGGAUAAUCUCUUGCUCUAAUUACUAACCUGUCGCCUGAGAUUAGACUCCAACUCCUUUCUGUGAGAGAGGAGACAUAAAGGAUUAGAGUUGGCUGAAAGGGAGGAGAAAGGAAGAGAUGGAGAAGGAGUGCUCAGGAGUGGAUUAGAGGUUACAGCUUUAUAAUCUUCUCUGUGCCCCAACCAAAAAAAUUAAGUCAUGAAGGAAAGGAAGCAGCAAGCCAGAGCUUUUUAUCUCCCUAUUUCUUUCCUCCAGAUGCUAAGUGCAGCUUUCUGCCUUCCUGCUGUCCCUGCUGAGCAUAACGGGGGGAAGGAGCAGGCCCAAGUAGGUUACAAGUUUUCUGGCAUGUUUGUGGAGAGUCCCUUUCUCAAUACAGAGCCUGACAUAAAAGCUGGACAAUUCUGCUUGCUGGGGAAUUAACUUUGGCACUGUUUUCUCCUUGUACACAUGGUUAAAUGGCUGGGGGAGAGUGUUGCAGGGAAAGCUGGAAGGCACAGAGGCUGUUUUAAAUGGCAGGUGGUGCCACAAACAGGUAUUUUUAAAGUGUGUUUCAAAACACACUGCUGGCACCUGUGAAACAUUCCUGUAAUCUCCAGAUGAAAGGACAAAUGCCCUUUCUCUGAAGAGCUGCUCAGCUUUGAUGCUGCUGAUGUGACUAAGCCGGCUGCUGCUGCGCUGGAAGAGCCAAGAGCGACUAUCACUGUGCCUCUACCAUUUGAAAACUGGCCACUCUAUCGCCUCCUCCCACCCCACCAAGCACCAGCAUCUCCUACACAGCACACAUGAGGUUUAAAGGAAAGGCAUCAGAAAUACCUUCCACAUCUGCAAAGGGGGAUCCAGAAAUGAUUGAGCACUUUAAUUUCUGGAGAAACAGAAAACAGGAGCCUGUAGAGCUGUUUUCCAAUCUGGUCAUUCUUCCUGGCAUUUAACCAGCUUGUGAAGCAGCAAGCCCUGCUUUGUUCUUUUGCACAACGUGCCUUUGAACUGGAAAUUCAUCCUGAGCAGAGAUAGGGGCUUGCUGAUGCCAAUGGACAUUCCUUGAAUCAUGCAAAACAUUUGGCUUGCACAGCUAUGUGAACCUAGGAAUCAUGUGGCUUAAAACAGAAACAACCAGCUAUUGGAAGACAGGUGCAGCACACAGGGCAAAUGAUUUGGUCUGAACUCUGCCAGAAGAUGAAAAACGCGUCCACAACAAGAAAUAAGAGUCUUCAAGAAAAAUCUACACUACCCGGGCAUCUUUUAGUUUUUCCCAUUCAAACUUUCAGCUGUUGUUAAUCAAGACUUUGAGCUAAAAAGCCUGUGGUAGCUGUGGAUGUCCUGCUGACAGUCAAAACAAAAUUAAAUUCAUGUGCCCGGAGAAGGAGAGGAAACUGGCAAAGCAGCUUCACUUUCCUGGGGAAAAGCAAAACAGAGAAACUGGAAGCCCACUUUGGAUCCUGGCCUCACUCAGCUGGUCUGAAACGACCUGGUGCCUUUUGCAUGGCUGCAGAUCAGAUGUUAAACAGGUUGAGUCCUUGAGUGGCUGCAUGGGGACUGGUUUAAGACUGAGCUUCAUUGCUGGAGCAGUUAAGUGCCACUUCUGUGGAAAAUGUCUUGUCUCAUAAGGAAACUGAGAACAGAUGAGAUGUCUGGGGCAGAGCAUCUCUCGGGCUGUAGAGAAAUGAAUGACAGGAAAGUCCUGUUGUGCCUGUGACGACAAUGCACUGGAAAGAAAAUAGUCGACAAAAGAAACCAGGUUUUCUCUAAGAACAGAGAGACAGCUUAAGGGGACAUUCACCACAUGAAAUCUGAUCAACGUUAAAACCUAAGUUAAAAUUAGUUUCAGGAAUGGUUCCUGCCCCUGGGGCUUGCUAUCAGAUGUUGUGGGUUUACAGCCUCAUUUUCCUAGUUUAUUAAAAUGUUUAGCUGCUUGGGAAAAUGAGAAAUGAUUUCACAUGAAACUUUUCAGGGGUCUUUUUCUAUUCUCCUUCAUGAAUUUCUGAUAUAACAGUUAAAGUUUUUGGAGAGGUUCCACUGGUCUAUUAAUUUUUUUUCUUUCUUUUUCUUUUAUUUAUCUCUUUCUCUCCCUUUCUCUAUCUCAUGCUCCCUGUUCUCAUUGCAGGAAAAAAACUCCUCUCCCAAGAAUGAAAAGGGAUGGAGACAUGGUCUUUAUAUUUUACUGGGAAAAAUGGGGUCAAAGUCAAAGAUGUUAGCAUGACCCUGCUGUUGUACAACAUUAAGUGUAGUUCAAGGUUUCAAGUACAGAGACCUCUGCCUGCCCAGCACCAUAGCAACCAACACUAUUAAUGAUGUUUAAGCUGUAUACUGAAGAUUCAGGAAAAGGAGAAGGAGGGGGGAAAAAAGCAGUUACAGUGUUUGACAUGUAAGUAUUAAGUGAGGCUUUCAUGUUAACAAUGCCCUUUCUUCACUUUCCCCUUAGCUGUAAAGAAUUUUUAUAAGGAAACCCCUAUCUGUCAUUGCAAAAGAAUGCUAAUGACUAUCGUUUCCUUUAGGGGUAAAAGAGAAGUUCGUGGAAAUGGGUGGGAAACUGCAGUUGUCACUGAAGUCUUGAAGGGGCAAGAGGAGAAUAGCAACCACUAGACAAUUCUUCUGUCUCUGGUGCCAACUCCUCUUAACAGCUCUGCUGCCAAAGAAAAACACAUUUCUCAGUCAUUGUGGGAUUUACCCAACUCAUACCCAGAUCGCAGCCUUCAGCUCUCUCCCCAGGCCUCUUGCUAAAGAUGCAGCCUUCAAAAGACAAGCAGUUCAUUAGACAGAAGCCAAAAGGUGAGAAAUAGGGACAGGAAGAAAGGAGAUUGGAAGGAAAGAAACCACCAAGCAGGGCCUUGGAGGAGGCCGUGGGAGCUGUGCAUUGGAAGGGCUGUCUGGGAGCUGCCCAGCAAUAGCAGGAAAGAGGGUGUUGCCUGGACUGUUGGCUCUAGAUGUCUUUGUGAUGACGGCAAUUGUGUAGUCCAUCAGUGCCACAGAGGAUGCCAGCCUGUGAGUCAAGAGUUCACCUCGGAAGAGGUGAGAUCAAGUUGCUUGGCCCUGAACACCCUUUUUUUUUUCUUUCUUUUUUUUUUUUUUAAAUGACACUCCAGAGAAGUUGAUGUCUUUUCAUCUGACAAUCAUACUCAAUUCCUUACAGCAGAUUUGGCCUCUUAAUUUCAAUACUUCCUCUGCCCUUGCUUAAAUGCAGGCUCUUCUUCAAGCAGUCCACAGGUGGGAUCAGCAGCUCUUUUCUUUCAUUUAUUUAAUUUCUUUUGUCUUCCAUCCCUGAAAAACCCUACAAGACACCUGGCUUGCUCUUUUGCACCACAGGCCACCAGGGUUCUACACACCUGAGCACACUCCUGCGUAGAUGUGGGUGACUGCUCUAUUCAGUAACUGCAUGGGCACAGAGAGACAUGGACCAUACUUACGUUCUUCCUCGAGGCACCUGCUAGCAGCUGGUGCCAGAGAUGGGAUCUCAUACUAGCUGGGACUUUCUUCUGUUCCAAAUACUGCUUGACUUAUGGCUCCACUGAAGAAAUUGUGAUUGUUACCAUAGACAUAAGCAAGGCCAGGAAGAAGAACAGCAUCACAAAUGUACGAAUAACUGUGUCUGUUCUCACUAGCUGAUGCAGGAAUUUUUCUUCUAGGCUUUCUGCCCAAUUACCUGGGAGGUAAAAGGAGUGCGGGGCUGAGCUGUUGUUGCUCAGCUGGCGUUGCCUCUUUAAGGCUGUUCCUUGACAGCCUGAGAUUUUUGUCACUUCCUGACUGAUCCAGCUUAGACUCCAAGAAAGCUGGGAAUUCAUCUCUCUCCUUGUUUGACCUAUAUGUGAUUAAUGACAGACCCCAAGAAUGGGCUCCUUGUCUAUCUCCCAUGUUUAAAUUGCCUUCCAGGAUUUUGCAAGGCUAAGGAGCCUCUUCAGAUGUUACACCUGAUUGUGCCUCUGUCAAGCCUCCCUUGGUUUUUCUGGGAGCUGCAUCUGAUUCAUAGCAAACUUUGAGAACAAAUUAAACUGAGUGCUUUGUACACGGA
Falco peregrinus (peregrine falcon) is the source of this 6452-nucleotide messenger RNA. RefSeq names its product MFNG O-fucosylpeptide 3-beta-N-acetylglucosaminyltransferase (gene MFNG). Lineage: Eukaryota; Metazoa; Chordata; Aves; Falconiformes; Falconidae. Gene Ontology annotation, molecular function: O-fucosylpeptide 3-beta-N-acetylglucosaminyltransferase activity. Gene Ontology annotation, biological process: regulation of Notch signaling pathway. The transcript is spliced from 8 exons. Gene Ontology annotation, cellular component: membrane. Bases 598 to 1650 code for a protein of 350 amino acids. The record is from RefSeq and is a predicted model, not a curated record.